Messenger RNA from Brachypodium distachyon (stiff brome), 3186 nucleotides. Its product is annotated as BEL1-like homeodomain protein 1. Gene Ontology annotation, biological process: regulation of transcription by RNA polymerase II. The record is from RefSeq and is a predicted model, not a curated record. Lineage: Eukaryota; Viridiplantae; Streptophyta; Magnoliopsida; Poales; Poaceae. The transcript is spliced from 6 exons. Gene Ontology annotation, molecular function: DNA-binding transcription factor activity, RNA polymerase II-specific; RNA polymerase II cis-regulatory region sequence-specific DNA binding. The coding region runs from base 605 to 2620 and encodes 671 amino acids.
GAUGAGAGAAAAAUCAAUUAAGAGAGAGGGAAAAAAAUCUUGUAGGUAGCUAGAGAGAGAAAAUAAAAGAGGGGAGUGGGGGAAAAGCUGCUUGUGUGGGCUUUGAGGAUAAUGGAAGUGGGAGCUGGAGGAGAUCUUGAGAGGAAAAAAGAUAUAUAGUACUCCAGUGCAUCAUGUCUUCUCUGUAGAGAGCAAAAGGAAAGAAAGGAACUUGCAGCAGCAGCCAGCAGGUACUUCAACACUGACAUGAGUGAUCUCAUCCUCCUGAUACCUCCUAUAUACUUCUUCUUCUCCUCCUCCUUGUUCCUCUUUCCUCUCUCUCUAGGAUCUUCAUCACCUCUCAUGCUCUUUUAGAGAGAGGGGGGGAGGAGAGAGAGUGAGAUUUCUUAUUCUUAGCUAGCACGUGUGCGUGUUGCACCUGCAGCAAGCAGCUCAUGCAUGAUCGAGCUGAGCUGCAUCAUGGAUUCUUGAGGUAAAAGGCACACCAGGAGAAGAUAAUUGAAGAGUGAACCAGAAAGAGUGGGAUAAUUUUUUAAGGAGAAUUUUUAGUUAAUACAUCGAUUGCACACAUAUACCAAGAUUUUGCCAUAGGUGCCGGCGAAAGAUGGCGGCGUACUACCACGGCGGUGGCACGGACAUCCAGGCCCCUGGCGGCGGCAGCGACGGAGGUGGCGGCCUGCAGACGCUCUACCUCAUGAACCCAAGCUACGGCGGCGGCGCCAGUGCCGGCUACAGCGACGCCGGCGCCGGUGCCAGCAUGAUGCUGCUCAACUCGGCGGCCGCCAUGACUCCGGCAUCAUCCUUUGGCCACCACCAGGCCUCGCAGCAGCAACACUUCGUCGGCAUCCCUCUCCAGCAGCCGCCGCCGGCAGGCUCCUCCUACCACAGCCUCUGGACGACCCCAGCCGACAUGUCUUCUUCCUCGCCGCCGCUGACGACAACGGCGGCGCAGGGACAGGGGAUGCAGCAGCAGCAGCAGCACGUGAGCGCAGUGCUCAGCCUGUCGUCGUCCCGCGCUCGCGAGGCGCCGGUGACAGUGGCCGCUGUGGCCGGAGACGAAGACGACGGGAGGUACAGCCAUCUAGUUGCUCCUGGGGUGAUGGCGCCAUCGUCACAGGGGCAGGUGGUGAUGAGCUCCAAGUACCUCAGGGCGGCGCAGGAGCUGCUGGACGAGGUGGUGAGCGUCAGCAAGCAGGGCGGCAUCGAUGACGUCGACGGGAAGCAGGAGGCGGCGGCGAAGAGCGUGAAGAAGAAGGAAGAGGAGGAAGGCGGCGAGGACGCUGCCGGCAAGAGCGCGCCCGAGAUGUCGACGGCGGAGCGGCAGGAGCUGCAGAUGAAGAAGGGGAAGCUGGUUAACAUGCUCGAUGAGGUGGAGCAGAGGUACCGGCAGUACCACGGGCAGAUGCGGUCGGUGUCGUCCUCCUUCGAGUCCCUGGCGGGCGCCGGCGCCGCCCGCACCUACACGUCCCUGGCGCUGCGCACCAUCUCCCGCCAGUUCCGCUGCCUCCGCGACGCCAUCGCCGGCCAGAUCCGCGCCGCCAGCCGCGCCCUCGGCGAGGACCUCGGAGACCUCUCCGGCGGCGGCGGCGGCAGGGGAUCAGGGGUCGGGUCCCGGCUGCGGUACAUCGACCACCAGCUCCGGCAGCAGCGGGCGCUGCAGCAGCUCGGCAUGAUGCAAGGCAGCAGCGCCUGGCGGCCCCAGCGGGGGCUCCCCGAGCGCUCCGUCUCCGUCCUCCGCGCAUGGCUCUUCGAACACUUCCUCCACCCGUACCCCAAGGACUCUGACAAGAUCAUGCUCGCCAAGCAGACCGGGCUCACCCGGAGCCAGGUGUCGAAUUGGUUUAUUAACGCGAGGGUGCGGCUGUGGAAGCCGAUGGUGGAGGAGAUGUACCUGGAGGAGACCAAGGAGCAGCAGAAGCAGCAGGGCGGUGUUAACGGCGACGAGGCGGCGGCGGCGGCGGGCGGGAUCAGGUCCGGUGGUGCGGCGGGGAAGGGCGGCGGCGGCGAGAGUACUGCUACUCCGAGGCCGAUGGGCGGCGGCGGCGGGUUCUACGAUGAGGUCGGAGAUGAGGAAGACGAAGACGGGGGGGUGGGGGAGGAAGAGGAAGAAGACGGGUUCCGGCAGGGGAUGUUCAAGAAGGCUAGAGCGGCGGCCGGCGACGAGCCGCCGGCGGUUCAGACGUUCGACGUGGCGGCUCUGCACCACGCGCAGGCGGCGGCGGCCGCGGCGGCGAGACAGCACGAGGAGCAGGUGAGCCACCGGGAGCUGCUGAUGAAGUUCAUGGAGAGCGGCGGCGGCAAUGGCGCCGCCGCGAGGGACCACCAGGACGGCGGGGCAGGGUACUCGCUGUUCGCGCCGGGCCCUUACGUCGGCCAGUUCGCCGGCUCUGACAACCCCUUCGCGUUCUCCGGCGGCGGUGCUCAUGCCGGCGGCGGCGGCGGGGUCUCGCUCACGCUCGGCCUCCCCCACGGCGCCGGCGAGCAGGCGCCGGCGCCGUUCCUCAUGGGAGGCGGCGGCAAUGGCGCCACGGACAGCGGCGGCGGCGGCGCAGGGUACGAGAUGGAGAUGCAGAGCACCAAGUCGUUCGCGGCUCAGCUCAUGAGAGACUUCGUGGCCUAGCUACCAUGAAUUCACCCAUGAACCAAUACACCAAUGCAUAUAUAAGCACAUAGCGGAAUUAAGUAAGCAAUCAAGUCCCAAAAAAAAUCGGUUAAUUAGUUAAUAAUCUAUCUAGACCUUGUAUAAAAAUAAAAAUGGGUAAGUAAGGAGGGCCAGGUCAUGCUUAGGCCGCCAUGCAUUAAGGUUUAAAAACCUCUAUAUGGGUUUUGGGAGUAUGUAUAGAUGGGACGACAGUGUAUAAACUAGUAUAGUAUAGAUAUAGGCUAGUUAAGGUAAGCUAGUUCCUUGAAGAGAUGUCGUACUUAAAACCCAUACAUUUUACAUGAUUUGAUAGGGCAUAGACGCAUAGUGAUCAUUGGGGGGUAUACAAUAUUGUAAAGGGGUUUAUAUAUGUACAUGGAAGAGCUAUUGGAAUUGGGGGUUCUUGGAAGUGUAUGUGGUAGUUGGUUAGUUAAUUGGCGAUUUGAGUAUUGUUCUUUCUUUUUUGUAUAUUGUAGUGUAUACAAUAUGUAGCUGCAGUGCUGGGGAAAAGAAGAGAUGCAUCGUGAGAUAUUGCAAAUUAUACA